AUCACCAAAAACCGCCCUUUAAAAUUCUGCAGCAAUAUCUCCUCUUCAUCAUUUCAUCAUAAAUCAUCAUGCGUCCAUGGAAAAGGUGAAACAUAAGCUUGAUAUUUAGUGUGAAAGGGCAGAGGCUGCACAAAGGGGAUCAUUGUUGCCUGCAGAUGCCCGUCAGUGGUGCAGUCGCCCUUUGAAGGUUCUCCAAUCGCAGCGCAUAGCGAUAGCGCGACCAGGAGGAGGGCGGUGCUUUAUCUCCCUCCACCCUCCUCAUCUCCAUCUCUGCUUUCCAGACCCGCUUUACCACCGUGUCCCAUUCACUUGACGGCGACAAAACCGAGCACCACGUCUCUGAACUUAAAGUGGAACCCCCGGUGAUGACUUGGAGCUCGGAUACUUGAGAAACUAUAAGUGAUGCGCACCUUUGGGCAGGUAUGAGAACCUGUGGCGCGCAUGGAUGCGUGGAUGGAUGAAGGACCAGCAGAUGUUUAAGUGGAUCCCAGCGUGGAUGUAGUAGCUCCAUAGUUCCUCCAUUUCUACACUACUACCACCAGCAGGCCUGGCACAGUUCAGCUCCACAUGGAUGGAUCCCGCUGUGGGAGUCAUGGCACACAAAGCCCAGGGUGCUGGUGAGCAUGCCUGCCUGUCCUGGUCCACUCCUCUCCGGGAGCCUCUCCACAGCCCUCUCCCUCUAACAGACAUCCCCUGGUCGCUUACAGCCAUGAGGACGACUGCGCGGUGAUUCGGUGCCUCUGACGGAGACCUCUUUUAUUAUUGUUGGAUCUUGCUUUUUAUUGUGCUACACACACACACACACGCGCACGCGGGAUUUAUCUUCACGCGGUGGUGUUUCUUUGUGUCAAAGGGCUUAACGCAGAGAGAGCAGGGGGCUUUUUGCUUCAGCUGCUCCCCUCGUCUCUUUGUGGCCGGGCCGUGAUGGCAGCCGGCCGGCCGGAGGACCAGGACCACCACCACCACCCCCCGCCGGAGAACGGAUUCACCCCGCUGGAGCACCCGGUGCCCCGGCUGCUGCCGCGCAUCGACGGCUCGGUGCUGCCGUCUCUGGGGGGAUUUGGGAGGCAUCAGAAGCAGCUCGUGGUCCUGACCUGGAUACCGGCAUUGUUCAUCGGCUUUAGCCAGUUUUCGGAUUAUUUCCUCCUGGCGCAACCAAAUGGCACGUGUGUGCAACCCCUCAACAACGAGAGCAACUGGACCACGGCUCCACCGGCGCUGCAACUCAGAGGCAACGCCACCGAGGAGGAGGGCUACGGGGACGGAGACGGUGCCGGUACCGGUCUGCUGUGCUCGUGCAAGGAGUGGAAGCUGGAGCUGCACACGGGACUGAGUCAGAAUGUAGUUACCAAGUGGAACCUGGUGUGUGACUCAGCCUGGAAGGUGCACAUUGCCAAGUUCUCUUUGCUGGUGGGCUCCAUAUUUGGCUACCUAGUGAUGGGUGUCAUGGCUGACUGGUUUGGUCGACACCCGGUGUUGAUUAUCUCGGUGCUUUUCAUGCUGGUGUUUGGUCUGAGUGUUGCCUUCUCUGUAAACGUCACCAUGUUCAGCACCUUGCGCUUCUUUGAGGGUUUCUGCUUGGCGGGCCUCGCUCUCUCCCUCUACGUGCUCAGGAUUGAGCUUUGUUUGCCAGCCUGGCGUUUCGCCAUGACCAUGGUGGCCAGUUUUCUGAUGGUGGGCGGGCAGCUCCUGAUGCCGGGGGUGGCCGCUCUGUGCCGCAAUUGGCCGGACCGGGAUGACUGGCAGGUGCUGCAGAUUGUUAUAAUCAGCCCUUUCGUUCUGAUGCUGCCCUACGUCUGGCUUUUUCCAGAGUCGUUGCGCUGGUUGCUGGCCACCCAGCACUACAGGCGGUCCAAAACCAUGAUGCUGCGUAUCGCCAGGAAGAACCAGGUUAACCUGACAACCGAGCCGAGUGGAGUUCUUACAGAGUUGGAGCAGGAGCUGCACAAGAAACCCCAGAGGACCUGCAUUGUCAAGAUGAUGAGCACCAGGAACCUGUGGAAAAACAUUGUGGUGCUGUGUGUCAACUCACUGACAGGUUAUGGGAUCCACCACUGCUUCGCCCGCAGUAUGAUGGACCCAGAGGCCCAGCCCACCGCUUUGUGCCACGCGGACUAUUACACUAUGGCUGGCAUCGCUGUGGCAACCUGUCUGGCGGUUUGCCCCGCAGUGGGGUUGAUGGGUCGGCGUGGAGGGCUGCUCACCUUCAUGAUCAUUACAGCCCUGGCAUCGCUACUACAGCUGGGUUUACUCAACUUGAUUGGGAAGUACAGCCUUCGCCAUGACACAGUUCUGCGAGACUCUCUGAACAGGAAAUUCUCGGUGGCCUUCUCCAUCAUCGGCAUGUUCUCCUCUCACGCAGUCAGCACACUCAGCAUAUUCUUUUGUGCUGAAAUCACCCCUACUGUCAUCAGGGGUGGAGGGCUGGGCCUGGUCCUGGCCAGCGCCGGCUUCGGCAUGCUCACCGCACCCAUCAUGGAGCUCCACAACCAGAAGGGCUACUUCCUGCAUCACGUGAUCUUCGCCUGCUGCACCCUGCUGUGCAUCAUCUGCCUGCUGCUGCUGCCCGAGCCGCGGGGCCAGCCCCUGCCGGAGAGCCUGGCUGACGGAGAGACCUUCACCCGUCAGACGCUGCUCAAUCCGGGAGAGCAGCACCUCCUUCUCGCCAAGACCGACGGGGACUACUCCCGCGUCCACGACACGCCGUUACACCUCACAACCACUGGGGGCGCUACAGUGGCAGCAGCGACCGCUCUGGCAGCGGUGCCUGCCUCGUACGCCCUGGCCACCGGUGGGGAGGUGAUUGGAAAUCGCGCCAUAGCCAAUGGGGUGUGAGCAUCCUAGCAAUAGUCUAUACUACUGUGCUAAUUAUUGCUCAAGCAUUAACCUGAACCGAAUGGUCAUUGAACUUGUGAAAAAAAAAAAACUUUUAAGGGAAAAAAAGAAUCUUUUGAAUGAACCGGAUGAACUCUCGUAACAGUGAGUUUUGAGAUGGUGACGAACAUUAAUUUGUGUAGUUGUAGUGAUUAUGAUUCAUUCAGGAGUUGCCAAAAAAUAUUGUACUGGAAUAAGUUUAUCUGAAGUCAGUGUGUGUUAAAUAAUAUGAAAGUCUUCAGUGGUGUUGGUGAUUUUCUUGCACUGUCGUCCGCUCUGUUGAGAAUGAUUUACAGGUUAAAGACGCAGGCAAGUGAGGAGAAGUAGAGCAGACUAGCUUUCAAUAACGUGUGCUCUGUGAGUUUUGUAGUUUUGACUCGUUGAGAGAGGAUUUCACUGCAUCUUAUAAUUCUUUAUAAGUUAUUUUGCACUAAAUGUCAGAGACACAAUCAAGUGUUUGUGAUUUUCUGCCAACACAUUGGAGAUCCAGGGAUUGGCUAAACCACUACCAUGAUUUUGCAUGAAAGGGAACACAUAGUUUUUUCCUAUUAUUUGUGGUCCCUCUACUAGAAGUCCAAUGUGGCACUUUAUCCUCAGAGAUGAGGUCAGUGUAGACACUGAUUUUUAAAGGAAGCAUUACUGCUACCGGUGUGGGUGUAUGAUGGUUGUCUGAUGUGACGAACAGCCGGAGACCUUGGCAGACUGUAUGUGUAGCCUGAAGAGACUGUGAUGGGCGAUGCUGAACAAAUCUGAGAGUUGAACGGACAUUAGAGUGACCAGUCAGUGUACUACUGUAUGUCUUAUGAUGCGUCUCAGCAUUUAAAUGGCUUUAUCAUGAUGGCUCUGUUCUCUUUUUAACAAAACGGAGAAUGUAAUUCAAGAAAAGCAGUAUUUAUUUUGUCACGCUCCCAAAGGCAAAUUUAAUCGCUUGAAAUACCUCCUUAAUUAGCAAAUAUUUCCACUCCGACUCUCACUCCUUUUUCUCUGUACUGUGGUAAUGUUGUAAUCCUGCUCCUGGGAUGUGUAACUCUAGCCAGAAAGCACAAUAUUUUACAGUUUUUUGAAAUAAACGUUUGUGAAGAUUAGGAUAGAGCAGCAUCGUCUGCGCAGACAUGGCCUAGUUGUGAUUAGUGUACAUUUUACACUUUACUACGUAAAUAUCCCUUAGGACUGCAUAAAAAUGUAAGGUAUGUGUACAUGUACCAUUCAUUCAUAACGUAUGGCCCAUCAAUUUUACUUUUCUAGGAUAUAAGCACAUUGAAUAGAUAAACCAUCCCAUACACCAUUUCAUCCAUAUAUACCUGAAUCGACAGAUCCAAACAUCCUCCAUUUUUUAAAUCAUAUUAACACAGCACGUAUUUUGAACACCCUGUACGGUUUACUAGUUUGUAUGUUUUCAACAGUUAAACACGGGAAAAAAAGAACCACUAAUGCUGUUUUCUAAGUGUUAUUUUUUUAAUAUGAUGCAUUUGUACAAAAAGCCAUAGGCCUACAUGUUUUGAUAAUAAACCACUUAAUUUAUUAUGUCAAUAAAAGAACACUUGAUGUGA
Sebastes umbrosus (honeycomb rockfish) is the source of this 4424-nucleotide messenger RNA. It is a transcript of the gene slc22a23b, whose product is annotated as solute carrier family 22 member 23. Gene Ontology annotation, molecular function: transmembrane transporter activity. The transcript has 10 exons. Gene Ontology annotation, cellular component: membrane. The record is from RefSeq and is a predicted model, not a curated record. Lineage: Eukaryota; Metazoa; Chordata; Actinopteri; Perciformes; Sebastidae. Gene Ontology annotation, biological process: transmembrane transport. Bases 925 to 2835 code for a protein of 636 amino acids.